AGCAGACUAGCAUGGCCUAAGGUGUCCGAGGAUAGUUUUAACGUGAUGUUUGUGUAGUUGCCUGUAAGCAGUGACGAGUCGGUUUUCGCCUUUAAGUCGACGUUUUCGAUUACGCGUUUUUUUUUCUUGCGGUCGACUCUCUUUGAUAAGUUCUAGUUCAUGAACACGACAAAGUUUCACUCUUAGAUUAAGACUUGUGGAUGAAGUGACUGUCAUUCUUCACGGUUGCUCUCCCCUGUACGAUCACGCACCUGGGAUUUCGUACAUAAAGCGCGGCUGAGACUUGCGGGUAUGAAGUCAUGGAGACCGUCCGAGGUAGUUUCAUCGUGAAGACGACUUUCGUACAACUGCUGCUAGUAACAUCUUGUUUAUUAUUAUGAUCAGCUUGCGUGGUAAUGCAAUAACUACUUACUCAACUUCUCGCCGUUCAUCAUCUUCAUCAGACAGUCACGGCAUUAUACUGAUCAUAAUUCGGUACCAGCAUGAUUUCAUUUUAGUUCCACAAUUUCAAUUACAUGAUCAGAGUAUGCCAGUCCUGAGAACGGGUGGCAGGCGGCGGCUUCCUGGCAGCACGUCGAGGGAUCAGCUCAAGUGGCAGAAAGCUUGAUCCAGCCGAUAAAUUUAGAGGCAGAAGCGGCCGCUGGAAUACGAAAGGAGCUGCAGAAGCACCAUGGAGAGCAUCAUGCGUAUGGAGGGCAUCCCGGCAGCUCACAGCCACCUGGUGCGGCCCCGCAGAGUUCUCAUGUCCAAAACCAUUCUUCUACCAUUUCGUCUGGCACGACGAAUGUACGCGGUUCGUCGUCUAAUAGUGGUUCGCUGGGACAGCAAGUGCCUGGUGCAGCACAGGCUCAGGGCGCAGGGGGGCACGGCACUCACCCAUCGAUGACACAACACAACUUUUAUCACUACGGAGGAGCAGGGAGUAGUGCGUUCACGUCCUCGACGGAGGCCGCUGCACACGGGUAUGGUCAACAAGCUAGUGCUGCGGCUACCGCAUACGGCGGAAGUGCGACCAGUGUUGGACAGCAGCAUCAUGGCAGUUACAGUAGUCACAAUACUGUACAUGCUUCUGGCGGCGGUUACAACACGACGGGUGGUUGUCUUAGUAGUGGAAUCGGCCAAAUAGGCGGAGCGACCUCCUCCAAUUUAGUCGGACGUAAUUCCGGUUCCUAUCACGGCCACCAGUCUAGUGCAUCGCAGGCUAACGGAAGCUACCACGGAGGCCCAGCAGCCAGCAGCGCCUCCGCAAGCGGUGCAGGUUCAGCCGGUGGCGGCCACCAUCACUCGUCUUCGCGCUCUUCUGGUAAUCAAAGUAGUGGUCAGCACGGAGGUAGCUCAUCAUCUUCGGGGCAAGCAGGCAUAUACCAGUACGUUCUAGACUUGAGGCAGCAGGAUCGAAGGGAAGCAGCCUUGUACGAACUGUCGAAGCGACGGGAAAACUUGCAGGAUCUAGCUCCAAUUCUCUGGCAUAGCUUCGGAACGAUAGCUGCGCUCUGUCAGGAAAUCGUAGUGAACUCAAUUAUUUAUUUUGGCCACGAAAUUAUAUACAGUGUGUGUAGCGUUGUUGAAAAAUGUAAAUGAUAUAUUUACAUCAACCAAAACCUUCCAAAAUUACUCCUGUUCUCUCCAUCGACAGAUCGGCGUGUAUCCACAGUUGUCGUCUCACUCUCUUACGGCGACGUCUUCAAAUCGCGUUUGCAACAGCCUAGCUCUAUUGCAGUGCUUAGCCUCCGAUACAGAAACGCGGCCUCUUUUUUUGCGUGCGCAAAUCCCAUUGCUCUUGUACCCUUUCCUGAAUACGCAUUCGCAAGAGAAACCAUAUGAGUACUUGCGGCUCACUUCCCUCGGCGUGAUCGGUGCCCUAGUCAAGGUAGACGACACGGACGUUGCAGGUAUUGCAAAUCAUGUAGAUUCCAUAGUGCAACUGCAACUAAGUACUUAUUUCACCUUCAUGACUGAUUUACAUUUUGAUUUUUCAAGAACUCGUCCUUUUUUGUAGACCUCCUGCUAGCCGCUAUUGCUCUCAUCAAUGUGAAAUCUGACCGGCUUCUAGGUUUCCUGUUGCAGACCGAGAUUAUUCCCCUAUGCCUCCGUAUCAUGGAGACGGGCUCAGAACUGUCGAAGACGGUGGCCACAUUUAUUCUCCAGAAGCUGUUGUUGGACGAAACCGGCCUAGCCUAUAUUACCCAGACCGCCGAGCGAUUCUAUCAGGUAGCCACAGUCUUAAACAAGAUGGUGGAUGACAUAAGGCGUGCCCGUGACCCAGCUGCGCGACUGCUGAAGCACGUAGUAAGAUGUUUUUUGCGCUUGUCCGAUAACGAGCGUGCGCGAGACGCGUUACGACGGUGUCUUCCGGACGCCCUCCGAUCUGGCACGGAGCUGCAGCCACUAUUGGAAAGCGAUGCCACCACCAAGCGCUGGCUCCAGACAUUACUGCAGAACCUUGCGACAGUGUACUAAGAGUCCCGCAAGACCCUCCACAUUUCUGCGUUGCUAGUCGCAUGUCAUUCGAACAUGCUAUGUCGAUAUAGUAGUAAUGGCGCAAUUUCAGAUACAUGGACCACAAGUACUUCGAAAAAACUAGAUUUGUUCCUAUGGAAAAUGUAUGAUUUCCAUUCGUUCCCCGAAAUGGCGGUAAAAUGUCGCCGGGCUGUGAGCAUAUUAAGGGCAUCAUACUCAUUUUGGCAGAAAUUACACUAUCAAUGAUGAGAACCGCCUCUGAAUACAUCUAGUGAUUGAAGCGUUACAUAUGUGAAGAAUAGAAGAACAAAGAAUUUGGGCAUGCUGAUCUUGAACUUAAAUUUUUUUCCACGUUGACUACUAGCUACAUCUAAUAACCUUUUCGCGCAAAUCGCAUACGAAUUUUUAUCAUUGAUUGUCAUAGUCAGAUUUAUCUUCAUUUCUCGCAAGAAUUAGUGCCAUCGCAAAUCGUACUAAAAAGGAGCAUUCGCAUGCGCAUCUGUGGCAAAUUAGUUCAGUUCGAAUUGAUGUUCGUUCAGAGGGGAUUCACACUACAUCAUUGACAAGUUUUAUGAUUUGUCGGACGACUUAGAUUUUGAUACGCAAAAAAUAUUCAUGAUCUUCAUAUAGUCCGGGUAUUUACAUGACCACUAUCUUUCUUGUGCUGCUGAGUUGAGAAUAAUGUCAUGAACUCUCCUCUUUUGUCGAUCGUAAUGCUGAGUUACUCUUCUACGCACACUAGAGUACCUUUGUUGGGGUACUAUAUACUUAGACAAGAAUUAGUACCGUCAGCGAAUGUGGUUAAGACACUACUUCGUUGAGGGCAAUGGACCCUCUGUCAGAUAGAGGUGGAUCGAUCUGAAAAGAUUGUACAAGGAUCUGCUCAACUUUGCUUUUCUCGUAUGGAUGAUCUCGUUAUCGAAGGACGUGAAGGCGAUUCGUCGAAACUUUUUUGGAUUUCGUAUCAAUUCGGAA
This is a messenger RNA of Amoebophrya sp. A25, 3435 nucleotides long. Lineage: Eukaryota; Dinophyceae; Syndiniales; Amoebophryaceae. The record is from the annotation of a GenBank genome assembly.